Messenger RNA from Brassica oleracea var. oleracea, 857 nucleotides. RefSeq lists its product as uncharacterized. The transcript is spliced from 5 exons. NCBI's taxonomy places the organism in Eukaryota, Viridiplantae, Streptophyta, Magnoliopsida, Brassicales, Brassicaceae. The record is from RefSeq and is a predicted model, not a curated record. Bases 109 to 714 code for a protein of 201 amino acids. Gene Ontology annotation, cellular component: mitochondrion.
UGUGGUCGUCUUCAACCAUCAGAAAGCUAUUGCGGCGGAGAGAAAGGAAGAUCGGGGAUUUAUCUUUAGCUUACUGUGGAGACUCGAUACUGUGUUACUGUCUAAUUUAUGGAAGCGGUAGAGAAGCCAGAAGAAACCAUCCCAGGCAACUCUUCAAGAUUAGCUGGGAAUCCAAACUGGGGAACAGCAACCGUUGUUGGGAUAUUUGCUGGAAUGUUAUAUGGAGGGAGCAAAGAGGCUUCUGCUUCUGUGAGCAAGGAUGCAGAGGUGAUGUUGAAGAUGGGUAGUACACAGGACAAGCGAGAACAACACAGAUUGAUGCGAGAUGCUAUGGAGAAACGAUUCACCCGAGUCACUCGUGGCUCCCUCAUUGGAGGGAUGCGUCUCGGGAUGUUCACCGCUUCAUACUUCAGUCUACAGAACUUUUUAGCUGAGACGCGAGGAGUGCAUGAUGUUUUCAAUUUCGUGGGAGCUGGCUCAGCUACUGCUGCCCUAUUUGGCUUAAUCAUGCCGGGGUCUCUUGCUUGGCGAGCGCGUAAUGUGAUGCUUGGUUCAGUUCUUGGAGCUACGGUCUGCUUCCCUCUUGGUUGGUUACAAUUGAAGCUCAUGGAGAAAGCAAACGAAGGCAACAAAGAAGAGAUGAGCCACCAUGGCGAGGUCACUAGUGGUGUUGGUGCAGCUAUUGAGCGACUCGAACAACAGUUGCGAAAAUAAGAAAAGUGAAAGUUCAAAGUUUUUUUGUAUGCUAAAUUUUCAAGCCGAUGGAAAAUAAGAUAACGAAUAUAAAACACUCUUCUUUGUAAUUUCGUACAAUUUUGUGAGUAUACAAUAUCAAAACUGUGAUGGUCUUUUUAGCA